AUGAGUCCUCAGUCUGCUGCACUGACUUCAAAAAUAGAUGCGGAUAUACAAGCGGCUGCAAAGCCUGCCAAAACACCUGCGGUACUUUUUAUUUAUGCACGUGGUGCAGGUACCAUGAUGGUAGGCGGCGCCAAUACCGAGGUUGAUAAAAUGAUCAGCCUGGCUGGUGGUAAAAAUGCAGUGACUGGCUUUGAGGAUUUCAAGCCACUGACUGCAGAAGCACUGGUAGCUGCUAACCCCGAUGUGAUCCUGAUGUUUGACAGCGGCUUGUCCAGCCUGGGUGGCCUGAAGGGAUUGCAAGCCGUACAGGGCAUGUCUCAGACCAAUGCCGGCAAGAACGGAAGUGUGAUUGAAAUGGAUGGCCAAUACCUGACGGGCUUUGGCCCACGUACGGGGCAGGCAAUUGCUGAAUUAUCUAAAAAACUGGCGGAUGUUGUUGUCCCCUAA
This is a messenger RNA of Ostertagia ostertagi, 447 nucleotides long. The record is from the annotation of a GenBank genome assembly. Lineage: Eukaryota; Metazoa; Nematoda; Chromadorea; Rhabditida; Trichostrongylidae.